This is a messenger RNA of Coccomyxa subellipsoidea C-169, 1452 nucleotides long. RefSeq lists its product as hypothetical. Gene Ontology annotation, cellular component: membrane. Bases 344 to 997 code for a protein of 217 amino acids. NCBI's taxonomy places the organism in Eukaryota, Viridiplantae, Chlorophyta, Trebouxiophyceae, Coccomyxaceae. The transcript is spliced from 5 exons. The record is from RefSeq and is a predicted model, not a curated record.
CUUCUUAUGGUGUUGUGAUCUUUGCAGAAGUGUAUUUAAAAUGCUGCAGGAGCGUUCCUUCUGGUGCAAUUGCUGGUUUAACACUUGCUCUGUAUGGGAGCGGAUAACCUGCCCCAAGACAAACUUUAGAGUAUGAUAUUUCUUUGAGAACUCGUCAGUAAUUGAUCCUAAUACCGUAGGAGCCCUUGAAAUUACCGCAGAUUGCUGAUCCUCAAGCGCUAUAUGCCCGUUUGGAGCACAGGACGGACAUACUUUGUUAUAAUAGGCGUUUCCACAUGUUGUGAUUGAAUUUACUCGGUGCUUCAGCUUUAGAAUUAGUACUGGGGAGUGAAACCAAGUACUCAUGGAUUGGGCCAAUGUUACCUUCGAGGAGCUCCUGAGCUCUUUACAAGAGGUGGACUGGAACUCGCCACCCCGGUCCCCAAAGGAGUUCUUUGGCAAGUUCACAGGCCUGCCAGAUCAGGACAAGCUCCUGCCCCGCAUCAAGUGUAAUCUGUACUACUAUCGAACCAACUACGUGCUGCUUAUCCUGCUGGCUUUCUGCGGCGCAUUCCUGCGCAACAUUGGCGCCCUGGUGGCCUUAGGCAUCUGUGUCCUAGGCUGCCUGUGCCUGAACGACACCUUCGCUAUCACCCUGAGCGACCGGACACUGCGGAUGAUCAGGAGAAUACACCCGCCACUGGCACAGAAGCUGAGGGCGCAGUCUGGGGGGCAUGCUGGUCUGGGGGCACCGGGGAAGGCGAGGGAGGUGAAGAUAGUGGGCAUCAAGAGGAACACAGUGGUGUUUAUGUUGCUGGCGCUCGGGAUCAUUCUGCUGUGGCGAACCAGGGCACUUCUCACUCUUGCAAUCGCAGUCAUCCUGGGCGAUGGAGGGGUGCUGCUGCACGUUGUGCUCAGGGCGCCCAAUCUCAAAUCUCGCAUGGCCAGCGCUCGGCAGGAGUUCCGCGCGGUCUGGCGCGGCUACCAGACCGACUUUGGGCAUGAUUACACCCUGUGACAUGCAUGCGCGCUGCACGCUCAAAAGCCCGCCAGAUGUCGCGCUCGCCUCAAAAGCUGGCUCACGGGAUCUGGUCGACUGCGCUGCGUUCCUGGGGCUGCUCGGCUGCGCUGGCGCCGAGUAGGGCCUGGGGCCGGUUCGUCUUGUUUGGAGUGCAGGGCCUGCAUGGCCUGCAUGCAAGUCGGCGUUCUAUUGGAAGAUAUGGUCUAUAGUAUAUUGGUCAGUCUAAAGGCACCUGCAUUUACUCAAGCUCCAACUUUUUAUCCUGGUGUAUGCCCCUCUAAACCGGCUCUCUGCUUUGAAUUUCACAGGCCAAGAUGGAGGCAGUACAGGUAGGUUUCGCCAGCUGAGUGCAUUGACAGGACCUCGAAAUAGAGAAGGAUGUCAGCAAAGUAGAGAUUUGUAGCAGACGUGCUCUGCAUAAUAUGAAUUGCAGUGUAAAAUAUUCCGCCCAG